GCCUCAUGAUGAACUGUGAUGGGCAAUCGAGAUAUCGAUCUAAUUCAGGAGUCUCGAUUUGGCACGAUUCGGCACGAUUCGGCACGCAAGAGAACAGUCGCUUGACACCAACGGCCCUAAAGAACACCACUGUACAGGAUUCAAGUUGGGAACUACUCCCCUGACACUGCCGUAUCGAAGAAAAUCGGCGACGCUCUCACCAUGGCAUCCCAACUACUUCCCCUAGAACUGAUCGACAAGUGCGUCGGCUCGAGGAUAUGGGUCAUCAUGAAGGGCGACAAGGAGUUCAGCGGCACCCUCACCGGUUUCGAUGACUAUGUCAACAUGGUGCUUGAGGAUGUCACAGAAUUCGACUACUCCGGACAGCACGUCAAGCUGCCCAAAAUUCUGUUGAACGGCAACAAUAUCUGCAUGUUGAUUCCUGGAGGAGAGGGUCCCGUCUGAGGGAGGCUUGGGAAGAUGCAUGAAAAAUAAGAGCACUGGUGUCGAUGUGAUGAGCAAACACAAUCAGUCCAACAAAGGCUACAAAAGCUACAGAGCCAGAUCGAGGGCCUUAUCGGAUGAGUAGAAAGCACAACGGCACAUCAAAUCAAAUCAAUAAAAAGACAUGACCAACCCA
Verticillium dahliae VdLs.17 is the source of this 619-nucleotide messenger RNA. RefSeq lists its product as uncharacterized. The record is from RefSeq and is a predicted model, not a curated record. Gene Ontology annotation, molecular function: RNA binding. Bases 202 to 444 code for a protein of 80 amino acids. The transcript has 6 exons. Gene Ontology annotation, biological process: mRNA splicing, via spliceosome. NCBI's taxonomy places the organism in Eukaryota, Fungi, Ascomycota, Sordariomycetes, Glomerellales, Plectosphaerellaceae. Gene Ontology annotation, cellular component: U4/U6 x U5 tri-snRNP complex; Lsm1-7-Pat1 complex; U6 snRNP.